UGUAACUCCCAAAAAUAAUUAAUCGCAUGAAAAUCAGUUUCGUAUCUGUUGCUGGUUCCGAAAUUUCUCUGGUCCCUCUUUUUGUUUUUUCUUAAUUUAUAGAUCCAUCAAUAUUUCUCCAUCAUUCUGAUCGAGUGAGUGUGUUUGGGUGGAAUCUGAAAGCUGCUGGGAUCAAGGGCGACAAAAAUGAAUUCUGGGGAUUAUAUCAAUAUUCAACCCUCCGAGCUCAAAUUCCAAUUUGAACUGAAGAAGCAAAGUUCUUGUUCGUUGCACUUGACAAACAAAACCGACAAAUAUGUGGCCUUCAAGGUUAAAACCACGAAUCCGAAGAAGUACUGUGUUCGUCCUAAUGCUGGAAUCAUUUUGCCGAGUAGUAUAAGCGAUAUUACGGUUACCAUGCAAGCUCCAAAGGAGAUGCCUUCUGAUAUGCAAUGCAAGGAUAAGUUCCUAAUUCAAAGUGCUAUAGCACCAGAUGGUACAACAGCAAAGGACAUUAGUGCAGAAUUGUUUAACAAGGGAGAUGGUAAGGUGGUAGAUGACUUUAAGAUGAGGGUCGUUUACAUUUUUGCAAAUCCUCCGUCGCCUGUCCCGGAAGGAUCUGAAGAAGGAUCCCCUUCCAGGACCAAUGCAGUUGAAGAUGGGAACCAAAAUUUUGCAUUGUUUGAUGCUGUUUCGAGAUCUCUGGAUGAGCCUAAAGAGAUAUCAUCUCAGGUGUCGUCUAACAUUUCUAAGUUGACUGAAGAGAAAGCUGCUGCUUUGCAACAGAAUCAGAAACUACGCCAGGAGCUGGAACUUCUGAAGAAAGAAACAAGCGGAAGGCAGGGUGGAGGGUUCUCUGUAUUGUUCGUGGUGCUAAUCGGUCUCAUCGGAGUUCUGAUCGGUUACUUGGUGAAGAAAACAUAGAGGCAAGUCAGGCAUUCCCCUUGUGUUACUGCAUUUUGCUGCUAUUAUCUGUGUUUCUGUCCAGAAUUUAACAAACCACCUUAAGUGGUGGGUUCAAAACAUUUUUCUAAGUUGACUCUGGAUAAGUUGUUUUUCAAAGAGUACUUUUGGAAUGGAUUCAUUUUAGCUGCUUUUCUU
Messenger RNA from Cucurbita maxima (winter squash), 1080 nucleotides. RefSeq names its product vesicle-associated protein 1-3-like. Gene Ontology annotation, biological process: endoplasmic reticulum membrane organization. The record is from RefSeq and is a predicted model, not a curated record. Lineage: Eukaryota; Viridiplantae; Streptophyta; Magnoliopsida; Cucurbitales; Cucurbitaceae. Bases 187 to 903 code for a protein of 238 amino acids. The transcript is spliced from 8 exons. Gene Ontology annotation, cellular component: plasma membrane; endoplasmic reticulum membrane.